GUGAUGGCAGCCAAACGUGACAAUCCUGGAAUGUUUGUAAGCGCGUGGGAGGCAGAUGAAAACGAUAUUGACUCGUGGAGUAAGGCUCAAAUAAAAGCGGAUCCCGCUAAACGGUUCAUCGUGGCUGCCGAAAACGGUGACUUGAACGUGAUCAAUGAACUGGUGACUCGAGCGAACAAGCAUAUACCCAAUCUCCCGCAUCCGACAGUUGAUGAAAUGCUAGCUGCCACGGACAGGGACGGCUAUACGGCUCUUCAUCGUGCGGCCUACGGGGGACACGUGGCCGUGCUCGAGCGCCUCAUACAAAUUGGAGCGAAGCUUAACACACGUACAGAGGACGGUUGGACACCGCUACACAGUGCUGCUUUUUGGAAUCAAUUAGCCUGUGUUCAAACACUGGUUUGCGCUGGAGCUGAUCCUCAUACUGUAACCAAUAGCAAUCAAACCCCGUUACAUUUGGCCGUCUCAAAUAACCAAGGUCCGGAAACAUUGAUUUUCCUCAUGUCCAUCCCGCAAACUUCACUUCGCCAAGUGCGAAACAAGCUAGGAGAUACGGUGGAAGAUCUGAUCUUGCGCAACACACCUUAUACAAAUUUGUGUCAUGCAUUCGGUCAGUCUGCCACUCAGUUGACCAGAUAA
This is a messenger RNA of Echinostoma caproni, 639 nucleotides long. The record is from the annotation of a GenBank genome assembly. NCBI's taxonomy places the organism in Eukaryota, Metazoa, Platyhelminthes, Trematoda, Plagiorchiida, Echinostomatidae.